GUCACGUGGCAGCAGCCUCAGUCCCCCCCUUCCUGCCAACGUUGCAUUUGGCCCAGGCCCCGUCCAUGGCCGCCCUUGGGACCCUGCGCUGAGCCCCGGAGGCCCCGGCAUCCGGGGCCAAGCUGCUCCCAAGGGCCGAACGUGUGUCAGGAUCCCAAGGAUCGCCGUGGUGGGGGGCGCGGGCGCCGGCCACGCGGACAUGAGGCGGAGGCUGCGCCUACGUGGAGAAGCAUCUAUCACGCUGCUCCUCGGCGCCGCCCUCGGCCUCCUGCUUUAUGCGCAGCGCGAUGGCUCGGCCCAGACAACGAGUGCGCCGCGAGCUGAAGGAGUGGCGGCGCCAGGGCCCACCCCGGGGGUCCGAGUGUUUGAGGCGCCGGACACGGGCGCGGCCCCGCCGGUCUAUGAAGGGGACACGCCGGAGCCGCCCACGCCCACACCCACGGGACCCUUUGACUUUGGCCGCUAUCUACGUGCCAAGGACCAGCGGCGCUUCCCUCUGCUCAUUAACCAGCCACACAAGUGCCGAGGAAAUGGCGUACCUGCUGACGGACCUGACCUGCUCAUCGCCGUCAAGUCAGUGGCGGCGGACUUCGAGCGGCGCCAAGCCGUGCGCCAGACAUGGGGUGCUGAGGGUCGUGUGCAGGGGGCGCUCGUGCGCCGGGUGUUCUUGCUGGGCGUGCCCAGGGCCGCAGGCGCGGACGGGGCAGACGCAGCAGACGCGGAGGGGGCGGGCACUCGAACGCACUGGAGCGCUAUGUUGCGUGCCGAGAGCCGCGCAUACGCAGACAUCCUGCUCUGGGCCUUCGACGACACUUUCUUCAACCUAACGCUCAAGGAGAUCCACUUUCUGGCCUGGGCCUCCGCCUACUGCCCCGACGUGCGCUUCGUUUUUAAGGGCGACUCCGACGUGUUUGUGCACGUGGGAAAUCUGCUGGAGUUCCUGGCGCCGCGGGACCCGGCGCAGGAUCUGCUUGCAGGUGAUGUGAUCGUGCAGGCGCGGCCAAUCCGCCGGCGGACCAGCAAGUACUACAUCCCUGAGGCUGUAUACGGCCUGCAGGCGUAUCCGGCCUACGCAGGCGGCGGUGGCUUCGUGCUCUCUGGAGCCACGCUGCACCGCUUGGCCGGCGCCUGCGCGCAGGUUGAGCUCUUCCCCAUCGACGAUGUCUUUCUGGGAAUGUGUCUGCAGCGACUGCGUCUCACGCCUGAGCCUCACCCUGCUUUCCGAACCUUUGGUAUCCCUCGACCUUCAGCCGCCCCGCACCUACGCACCUUCGAUCCCUGCUUUUACCGCGAGCUGGUUGUAGUGCACGGGCUUUCGGCUGCUGACAUCUGGCUUAUGUGGCACUUGCUGCAUGGGCCGCAUGGGCCAGCCUGUGCGCGUCCAUGGCCUGUUGCUGCUGGCCCCUUCCAGUGGGGCCCCUAGCACCUAUCAUAUAGCUCCUCACUCCGCUCAUUCAGACCCAGUACAAAGUGGGAGGUAGUUUGAAGGGUAGGUUUCCCAGGCCGUUUAGUGGUCUAUGCGGUUCUUCCCUAGAAAGGGCAUCCAGGCGUCUGCCUCCACGAUGUGCCAGGGAAUGCAUUUGGUUCCUGCUGGCCCACCUUGCUGGAAGGUGACCUGGAACCAAUCUAAUGGUGGCUUUUGGAGAUAGCCAGGGCUGAGACGGCGGAACACCAGGCUCUUUGCCAAGCAGGUGAACAUGUUUGGUCCUCCUACUAGGGAUGUGUGUAUUGGGGGUGGGGUGGUGGUGGCAGAGGCUCAUGGAAUGGGACCAGACUCCUUAGUUUGGAACUGCUAGGGUAAUGCUGACAAAUGUAGGUCUCCCUCAAGGCUGGACCCCACAUGGAGGGGUAGGAGUCUGGCUUCAGUCUUCAUGGAACUGGCAAGCAUUCUGCCAUAGCUCAAUCUGAAAGCAGUUGUUUUUGCCUCAAACCUGCACCUCCAAAUUGGAUUUGUAUACCUGUCCAGGUCUUUAUUAUUUUUUUCUUUUCUUUUUACAGCUGCACCUGAAGCAUAUGGAAGUUUCCCCACCAGGAGUCAAAUC
Molecule: messenger RNA, 2042 nt
Organism: Phacochoerus africanus (Common warthog)
Lineage: Eukaryota; Metazoa; Chordata; Mammalia; Artiodactyla; Suidae
Gene: B3GNT9
Product: UDP-GlcNAc:betaGal beta-1,3-N-acetylglucosaminyltransferase 9
Exons: 2
Coding region: 200-1423 (407 amino acids)
Cellular component (GO): membrane
Molecular function (GO): hexosyltransferase activity
Source: RefSeq, a predicted model, not a curated record